This is a messenger RNA of Pyrenophora tritici-repentis Pt-1C-BFP, 2076 nucleotides long. Its product is annotated as Dynamin-N domain containing protein. The record is from RefSeq and is a predicted model, not a curated record. Lineage: Eukaryota; Fungi; Ascomycota; Dothideomycetes; Pleosporales; Pleosporaceae.
AUGAGAGUAGUUCCCAUUGUUAGCCCCGGUCGGGUUCAGAAGAGUAUGCGAAACCCAAGGAAACGACCAGCGCCCGAUCAUCUGCAUCCUCCUCCGCAACCCUGCAAGAAGGCAUCGCCCGAACGGAGUAUUGAUCCCGAGAUAAAAGGACGCAUAGACCAGAGAAUAAGCGAAUACAACACUCGAAUCAAAACGGACCCUCAGAGUGAGCACUAUCAUCACGAUCCCCGAGAAGAGUCUUCGCCUGGUGCAGAAGCCUACAAGCCCGAAUUCAAAAUUACUGAAGAGGGCUGCUUGCAGAUUCUACGGAAGCUUAUCACAAUCGUGAAGCAAGAUGAACACUCUGAGCUAGCCGUGGGACUUCAAUCAAGGACACAAGAGGCUCUGCAUAAUUACCGAGGUAUUUCCGAGAACGUAGCAGUUGUGGGCAAGACGGGACAAGGAAAAUCAAGCUUGAUAGAAGCCCUGCUAGGCGUGCCCGUGAUCACGAAAAUAGGAUCCAGUGGCGAAGCUGUUACCCGUGUACUGAUCAUAUACUCAUCCAUGCGCGCGGACUCGGUAGCAAAAUACGAAGCGAGGGUGCAAUUGUGCGAUAUAGCAACUAUCCGCGAUUCCUUACGCCUACAUAUCGCCAACAUCAUAUCAAGCCUGGACAAAUACGACAGUGUAUACACCAUAAAUGAUGGGGACCAAGAAGAUCAGGAUAUGACCGUACUUGCAGACCAUAGAGAUCAAGGAGACGAGAGUAUGGCAGCACUCAAAGGCUUGUUUCGCAGUCAGCCAGAUUUUGCGACUGAUGAAGCAAUUUCCUCCUUCAUGGGGUUUGAGAACUCCAGCUCCCCCAAGUCCACCAAAUCGGAAGAUGAGAUUUAUAACCAAUGUAUCGCAUGGGCCCAGGAUUCAUGCAAAGAGGUUACCACAAAAACCAAACACGGAAUAUUUGCGGCCAAGGUUGAGGACCUUUGGGCUCAACUCGCACCAUACGCAGACUUUAACGAACAAGAUUUCCAGGCCAACUCACCAUUGUCAUUCAAUCCCUCGUUGCUGGUGGACAGAAUCGAGAUUAUUGGGGAUUUUCGACUGAAGCUCUCAAUCGGCGAUUGCCCGGGGCUCGGUGAUAUCAACAAAGAUCGUGAAACCAAGGCAAACAGGUACCUACGAGAAUCCCAAGCAGUCGUUGUCGUCGAAGAGAUUAGUCGGGCAGCCGACAGCCAGUUUCUUGCGGAUUUCUUGGAUCAGUGUCAUAAAAGAAGGCCACACCAACUUGUCAUCGUCGCACUGAGUAAAAGCGAAGCAAAUCUUAAUGUCAAGAAUCGCAUGAAUGUGGCCUUCACGGCUCACGAGCGGAGAGCACUCGAUAAUCUGGCCGUCUGGAAACAAGAGAUCAUAAAGGAGAAGAAGGCUCUCGGGUAUGACAAGAACGAUAAACCUGAACUUCUUCUAUCCGUCGAGUCGACAAACAUUCCUGAGCUGGUCAGGAAAUUUGCUGACAAUCCGAAAUACCGACUAGAGACGAGCCUGGUACAGCUUCAAAAGCAGACACUACCAGAUCUUCUCGAUCAUGUCGACUUCUUGUGUAGUAUCACGGAAGCCAAAGCCCAUGAUACCGUCACAUUCGACUUUGACUUGCAUGAGGACCGUUUCCGAAAGCAGCUCUACAGUCUUCUAGAUGACUUCGAGGUGAAACUCAUCAAUCAAAUGGCUAAAGCUAUCAGCGGCUAUAUCCCAACAUGGAAUUUGAAGGCUAGGAACCUAAUUCAAGGGUGGCGGAAGUUGCACGGUACGACUAUGAAGGCAUUUUUGAGGAAAAAAGGAGAGCAUCAGACCAAGAAGUCGAAUGGGCCCAGUUGGAACGCCAGCCUCCUUAGUGGGCCGCAAAAGGACCUCGAUCCAGUCUGGAACAGCAUCGACAAGAAGACCAAAGAUUUUGUGGAACAGCGGAAGAAGCUCGUCGCAGGAGAGAUAGAGUUUCUUAUGAACGGCCUGCGCAAUUCUAUCAAGGGCGACGCCUUCUUGAAGACAGCAACGGCGACUACUUCCGCGGUAGAAUGUCAUCACUUUACAAGGACGUUGUAG